UUCGGAUACAAACAUAAUGGCGAAAAGCAAAAUUUGAAUUAUUUUGGUAGGCUUUUGUUUCUAGCUGUGAAUAUUUUGUCAAUUUGCGUAGAAUUGAGCUCAAAAUGGUCGAUGACAUGAUAAGGAAGCUAACUGGUAUUUUAUUUGGGCUCAUAUUGGCCGUAUUAUGUCGCGUAACUGUACCCCUCACUCGGCGAUUAAAAAAUACUGAAAAAGCCAUCAAUGUAAUUAACUGUUUUAAUGCUCUGACAAGCACCGUUUCCAUUACUUUAUGCCUGUAUUUGGUGAGCAUUUAUUUAGCUAACUUAAGUGGUCAUUGGCUUGUUUAUGGGCUUGUACCGCUGCAGAUAUUCGUCCUUCAUUGGACGUACUUCGCAAUGACAAAACAACUAGAAGCCAUAAACAUGAACUAUAGUUCCUUCCUGGAUAGCUUAACACUCAAGUGGCUGGCUCACUCCAAUUUCAACGAGACAGAUUGGCCUUCGCUUGAAAAUGCCAUGCGUUGCUGUGGAGUGGAGGGUCCCCGUUCUUAUAUGGAUUUUCUACAAGGUGUUCCAAGCCACUGCUAUAAUCCCGACCUAAUCACUCCAGGUUGCAGUCACUUAGUUAAACACAAUCUUAAGCCGAUGCUGCAAAUAAGUGUAUUGUUGCUGAGACUAACCAUUUUUGUGGAGCUGGUAAUAUUACUUAUUUCCUCAGCAAAGCUUUUUAAGAAACUUGUUAGCUUGAUCGGUGACAGGAAACGGAAAAGAAUAAUUAUGCACUGUUUAAAUUUCAUUAAAAAUACGUAUUAA
Messenger RNA from Drosophila erecta, 794 nucleotides. RefSeq lists its product as uncharacterized. The record is from RefSeq and is a predicted model, not a curated record. Gene Ontology annotation, cellular component: membrane. The transcript is spliced from 4 exons. Bases 105 to 794 code for a protein of 229 amino acids. NCBI's taxonomy places the organism in Eukaryota, Metazoa, Arthropoda, Insecta, Diptera, Drosophilidae.